Molecule: messenger RNA, 1785 nt
Organism: Nyctereutes procyonoides (raccoon dog)
Lineage: Eukaryota; Metazoa; Chordata; Mammalia; Carnivora; Canidae
Product: E3 ubiquitin/ISG15 ligase TRIM25-like
Exons: 7
Coding region: 1-1785 (594 amino acids)
Molecular function (GO): zinc ion binding; protein binding
Source: RefSeq, a predicted model, not a curated record
AUGGAGAAAGUUUCAUGGCCACUCCAGGACCACAACCCCACCUUGCAGCCCCCUCCCCAAGCCCAGCUCCUGAUGAGUAACAGCAGUGUCCGCACAUUCGAGGACCAGGUCCUCUGUCCCAUUUGCCUGGAGGUGUUCCGUAACCCAGUCACCACCGCCUGCGGGCACAACUUCUGCAUGACCUGCCUCCAAGGUUUCUGGGACUACCAGGCUACUGCGGGCGAGACCCUCUACUGCCCCCAGUGCCGAGAGAGCUUCCCAUCCAGACCCCGCCUCUGCAAGAAUGUCAUCCUGGAGGAGAUGGUGACCUGCUUCACCCAGGCCAAGGACCAGACCUUGGGGUCCUCACAGAUCCUGGCCGGGCCUCGGGACGUGCCCUGCGACUUCUGUUCACCCCAGAAGCUCAAGUCAGUAAAGUCGUGUCUGCAGUGCAUGGCCUCUCUGUGCGAGAAGCACCUGCGCAGCCACUUCGAGGACCAGGUGUUCCAGGACCACCAGCUGCUGGAGCCCGUGUGGGACCUCAAGAGCCGCCUGUGCCGGAAGCACCGCAAGCUGCGGCGGCUGUACUGUCGCACGGAAGGCUGCUGCGUGUGCGGGGCCUGUCUGCUGGAGGAGCACAAGAACCACGACACCAUCCCCCUGGAGGAGGAGCGUGCCCGCAAGGAGUUGGAGGUUCGGAAGGUCCAGGCCAAUGUGGAAAACCAGAUGCUGAUCAUCAACUCUGACAGCCAGAAGCACCGAGGGCAGGUGGCCUUUCUCUCGAAAUUGAUCCAGACAACACGUGAUGAGGUGAACACCUGCUUCUCAGAGAUCAUCCAGGAGGUCAAACAGCUGCAGAUGAAGGUCUUGGAUUUUGUGGAGAAAGAGGAGGCGGCCGCUCUGGGGAAGCUGGGCAGCUCCAUCCAGCAGAGCCACAACCGGCUCCUGAAGCUGGAAGGGGACAGCAUCUGGCUCCGCACCCUGCUUGCCAACAGGAGUGACCAGCAAUUUCUGCAGGAGUUCCCCAGGCUGAAGCACUUCCCUGCCUGCAUGGAACCCCUGAUGGGAACCAACUGUGAGGAGAAACAGACCUUCCUCCAGUUGCCAGAGACUCUGGCGGAGCUCCGGACCCGGCUGAUGGACGUGGGUCUCAGCUUCAUCAAUCAGCUUCUCCUGAAGGGCAUUAAGAUGAACUCCUAUGAGGUGCUGCCCCCAGCUGUGGACAGGAAAAUACUUCUCAAAUGUUACUGCAACCUCAACUUUGACCCCACCACGGCCAGCGAGGAGCUGUUCCUGUUCAAGGAGACCCACUCGGUGCUGAACCUGGGCAUCCUCCUGGAGCCCCUCGGCGCGGGCGGCCCCGUCCCGGGCUUCAGGCAGUGGCCGCAGGUGCUGUGCUCGCGCGGCCUGUCCGAGGGCUGCCACUACUGGGAGGCCGACGUGUCCAACUCGUGGGUGUGCCUGGGCCUCACCUACCGCCGCAGCCCCCCGCUCGGCGGCCGCCCGCGCCGCAGCACCGUCUACCUGCUGGGCCGCAACCCCUACUCGUGGUGCCUGGAGUGGGACUCGCUCAGGUUCUCCGUGUGGCACGACAACGCGCAGACGGUGCUGCACGGCGGCUACCACCGCACGCUCGGGGUGGCGCUCGACUGCGGCGCGGGCUGCUUGUCCUUCUACGGCGUGGCGGGCGGCCUGAGCCUGCUCUACCGCUUCCUCGGCUCCUUCCUGGAGCCGCUCUACCCCGCGGUCAUGGUCAGCAGCGGCGCCUCGGUCUCGCUCAAGCAGCGCCCGGAGGCGGAGGCCUAG